UGGUGGGAGCUCCCUACGAAUCCAACGGGCAGCAGAAAACCGGAGACGUCUACAAGUGUCCGGUGCUGAGUGACAACCACGGAAACUGCACCAAGCUCAACCUGGGGCGGGUGACGCUGUCCAACGUGUCGGAGCGCAAGGACAACAUGCGCCUGGGCCUGAGCCUGGCCACCAACCCCAGGGACAGCAGCUUCCUGGCCUGCAGCCCCCUGUGGUCCCACGAGUGUGGCAGCUCCUACUACACCACGGGAAUGUGUUCCCGCGUCAACUCCAACUUCCGCUUCUCCAGAACCGUGGCUCCGGCUCUGCAGAGAUGCCAGACCUACAUGGACAUCAUCAUCGUUCUGGAUGGAUCCAACAGCAUUUAUCCAUGGGUUGAAGUCCAGCACUUCCUGAUAAACAUCCUGAAAAAGUUUUACAUCGGUCCUGGACAGAUCCAGGUGGGAGUGGUGCAGUACGGAGAGGACGUGGUCCAUGAGUUCCAUCUGAACGACUACAGGUCCGUGCAGGACGUGGUGGCGGCCGCCAGCCACAUCGAGCAGCGCGGGGGCACCGAGACCAGGACCGCCUACGGCAUCGAGUUCGCUCGCUCGGAAGCGUUUCGGAAAGGUGGCCGGAAAGGGGCAAAGAGAGUAAUGAUUGUCAUCACAGAUGGAGAGUCCCACGACAGCCCUGACCUGGAGAAGGUGAUCGAGGACAGCGAGAGGGACAACGUCACCAGAUAUGCGGUGGCGGUCUUGGGUUAUUACAACAGGAGAGGAAUCAACCCCGAGGCCUUUCUGAACGAGAUCAAAUUCAUCGCCAGCGACCCCGAUGACAAACACUUCUUCAACGUCACCGACGAGGCGGCCCUCAAGGACAUUGUGGAUGCCCUGGGAGAGAGGAUCUUCAGCCUGGAAGGAACCAACAAGAACGAGAUCUCCUUUGGACUGGAAAUGUCCCAGACUGGAUUUUCAUCCCAUGUUGUGGAAGACGGGAUCCUGCUGGGAGCAGUGGGAGCCUACGACUGGAACGGAGCUGUCCUGAAGGAGACCAGCAGUGGGAAGGUCAUCCCUCUGCGGGAAUCCUACCUGCAGGAAUUUCCAGAGGAGCUGAAAAACCACGGGGCCUACUUAGGUUACACCGUCUCCUCCGUCGUCUCCACCAAGCACGAGCGGAUCUACGUGGCGGGAGCGCCGCGGUUCAACCACACGGGCAAGGUCAUCCUGUUCACCAUGCACAGCAACAGGAACCUCACCAUCCACCAGGCCCUCAAGGGAGAGCAGAUCGGCUCCUACUACGGCAGUGAGAUCAAUUCCCUGGACGUGAACGGCGACGGCGUCACCGACGUGCUGCUGGUGGCAGCGCCCAUGUUCUUCAGCGAGGGCAGGGAGAGGGGCAAGGUCUACGUGUACUCCCUGCACGGGAGCCUCUUUGUUCCCAGCGGAGCCCUGGUGGACCUCCAGAGUUACCAGAAUUCCCGUUUUGGCUCCUGUAUCGCCGCCGUUCCCGACCUCAACCAGGACUCCUACAACGACCUGGUGGUCGGGGCCCCUCUGGAGGACGAGCACCAAGGAGCCAUUUACGUUUUCCUGGGAUUCCAGGAGACCAUCCUGAAGAAAUACAAGCAGCGGAUCGCGGCCGCCGACCUCGCUCCGGGCCUGAUGUAUUUUGGAUGCAGCAUCCACGGGCAGCUGGAUCUGAACGAGGACGGGCUCGUGGACUUGGCCGUGGGCUCACUGGGAAACGCCGUGGUGCUCUGGUCCCGCAGCGUGGUGCAGAUCAACGCCAGCCUCCGCUUCGAGCCCCCCAAGAUCAACAUCUUCACCAAGGACUGCAAGCGCAACGGGAAGGAGGCCACCUGCAUGAGGGCCUUCGUCUGCUUCACCGCCCUCUUCCUCUCUGCUCACUUCCAGACUGCCAGCGUGGGGCUCAGCUACAGCACGACCAUCGACGAGCGCCGCUACUCGCCCCGGGCGCACCUGGACGACGGCCGGGCGGCGCCGCGGGGGCUGGUGCUGCCCGCCGGGCAGGAGCUCUGCCACACCCUGCCCUUCCACGUCCUGGACUCGGCGGAUUACGUGAAGCCGGUGACGUUCUCCAUCGACUACGAGCUGGAGCACCCCGAGCACGGCCCCAUGCUGGACGAUGGGUGGCCCACCUCCCUCAGGGUCUCUGUCCCCUUCUGGAAUGGCUGCAACGAGGACGAGCACUGUGUCCCCGACCUGGUGCUGGAUGCCAGAAGUGACAUUCCCAGUGCUAUGGAAUUCUGCCGGAGGGCGCUGCGCAGGGGCGACUGCUCGGCCUUCAGCCUCUCCUUUGACGCCUCCGUCUUCGUCAUCGAGAGCAGCAGGAGGAGGGUGGCCGUGGAAGCCGUGCUGGAAAACCGCGGGGAGAACGCCUACAGCACCGUCCUCAACAUCUCCUUCUCCAGGAACCUCCAGUUCGCCAGCCUGAUCCCCAAGGAUGACAGCGACAUCAACAUCGACUGUGCCAGCGACGACAGACACCCCACCAGGAGGGUGUGCAACGUCAGCUACCCCUUCUUCCGAGCCAAGGCCAAGGUCGCUUUCCGCCUGGAUUUUGAAUUCAGCAAGUCCGUCUUCCUGCAGAGCAUGGAGGUCUACAUGGUUGCCAGCAGUGACAGCGAGGAGAAGGAGAGCACCAAGGAGGACAACGUUGCCCACCUCAACUUCCAGCUCAAGUACGAGGCCGACCUGCUCUUCACCAGGACGUCAAGCCUGGAUUAUUUUGAGAUCAGAUCCAACAAUUCCCUGGAUGGAUCCAACCCCAUCGGGCCCCCCUUCCACUGCACCUUCACGCUGCAGAACCUGGGAUUCUUCCCGGUGCAAGGGGUGACGCUAAAGAUCACCGUGCCCGUGGCCACCCGGGCGGGCAACCGGCUCCUGCUGCCCACGGAAUUCCGGGCAGACCAGGAAAACACGACCUGCAGCAUCUGGGGGAACACCACUGACUACCGGAGAACCCCGGCAGAGGAGGACCUGUCCCGCACCCCACACCUGAACCACAGCAACUCCGACGUGGUUUCCAUCGACUGCGAGGUGAAACUGGCUCCCAACGAGGAGCUGAACCUGCACCUGCGUGGGAAUCUGUGGAUGAAGUCUCUGAAAGCACUGAAGUUCAAGGCACUGAAGCUCACCACGAUCGCCGCGCUCCAGCGGCGCUUCCGGAGCCCCUUCGUUUUCCGGGAGGAGGAUCCCAGCCGCCAGAUCACGUUUGAGAUCUCCAAGCCCGAGGAAUCGCAGAUUCCCAUCUGGAUCAUCCUUGGGAGCACCUUUGGAGGUCUCCUGCUCCUGGCCCUGCUGGUCCUGGCGCUCUGGAAGCUCGGGUUCUUCAAGAGCGGGAGCCGCCGGCGAGCGGCCGAACGGGAGCAGAAUUCCCACGGGAUGGAGUGACUCUGCCGGGGCCAGGAGCCCCCUCCCAGCUCCGGAGAUUCCCGGGAUCCCGAGGGAUUUGGGGGCUGUGCUUGGCUUUGCAGCAGGAUGACAGAACACUCCUUGUGGGACGGCACUUAAAAGCCAUAAAAAACCCCCUCAAACCAAGUGAAAAUUCCCCAAAAAACUCCUCGGAGGUGCUUUCGACUGGGAUUGCAUUAAAAAAAGACCUCAAAUCAACCAAAAAUUCCCCAAAAAUCUCCUCAGAAGUUCUUCCAACUGGGAUUUCACCAGGGUGGCAGCAGUGGGGACGAGGGGACACCGGUGUGAGGGGUCCCUGAUGUGGAGCUGGAAAACUCCUUAAAAUAAAAAUAUUAUCCCCAAAAAAUCCCCCAUGGAUUGCUCCUUCCCAUGGCGGAGCUGUCGCAGAUCCCGGGCUCUGCUGGCCACGGCUCUCAAACUGCCUUCGUUAACAGGAGUAAUUAAGUGGAGGCGUUAAUUAGUCUGAAUGCACUGAAUGAAAUUCUUGUGAUUUCAAGCACCUUAAAUGCCAACUCUCCAGUGUCCGGCUGUACAUAAUUCUUCUAAAAACGGGAAGGAAAGGAGGGGGGGGAUAAUUAAAAAUCCUGCCAAAAAAAAGAAAACCAAAAAACAAACCACAAACUUAGAAAUAAUUUUGAAAAAAAUUUAAAAUCGUGUAAAGAAUUAAUUAAGAAGCAGUUUGAUGAGUUUCAUCCCAGCAGAGCAGCUUGGGGAGCCCACAUGUAUCAUACCUGUACAUAGCUGGUGCCAUGGAAAUCAUGGAAUUUUAAGGGCAGGAAUGCCCUUGGCAUAGCGGAAUUAUUUAUGCUAAUAUUAAUUUUAUGGAGAAGAGGGAAGAGGAUUUUUCUGGAUGC
Molecule: messenger RNA, 4270 nt
Organism: Camarhynchus parvulus
Lineage: Eukaryota; Metazoa; Chordata; Aves; Passeriformes; Thraupidae
Gene: ITGA11
Product: integrin subunit alpha 11
Exons: 28
Coding region: 147-3395 (1082 amino acids)
Biological process (GO): cell adhesion mediated by integrin; integrin-mediated signaling pathway; cell-cell adhesion
Cellular component (GO): external side of plasma membrane; integrin complex
Molecular function (GO): integrin binding
Source: RefSeq, a predicted model, not a curated record